AUGCGCGGGAGUGGUGAUGCCGCGGAAAAAGGGGAGGAGGGUUGUGAGGUAGAGACAGCGAAUGGCGUUGUAGCGGGCGGUGGUGGUAACAAGGGCUUCGAUAACAUCGUAAAACGAGAUCCACGCACUCUUCUUGAGAAGCUUGACACGCCCACGUUGGUGGCGCCAGAGCUCGCGCCCGGCCCUAAGAACCGGCUAGACCCGUACCUCACGGCGCUCGAUAAGCUAUCGGACGCGCUGCGGUUCUUCGAGGCGCACAGCUAUUUGGGCAGCUGCCGCGCGGAGCUGCGGCAGGGGAAGGGGCUGAUGGACGAUGCGGUGGGGCGAUUGAAAGAGGAGUUCGGAGAGGUGCUGUCCGGUGCAAGCCUGGUACCGGAUCGGAAGGCGCUCGUCCAAUCCGCGGCGUGCAUGAAGCCAGGCGAGGUGGUGCCGCCCGUGCCUCUGGUUCGGCCCGAGGCUGUGAAGCCGCUUCGAGCCAUGGCAGCAUGGAUGGUGGGCAAUGAGUACGAGGCAGCAUGCCUGCGAGUAUACGAGGAGCAGCGGUCAGCAGCGCUGCUGCGGUGUUUGGAGCGGCUGGGCAGUGCAGCGUGGACGCGCGACGAGGUGGUGGCGCUGCCCUGGGCCGACCUCGAGCCCCUCAUGAAGCGCUGGGUUGAGAACCUCAAGCUCACGAUGCUGGUGCUGAUCGUAGCCGAAGAGGCGAUGUGUUGCGAAAUCAUCGGGCGCGGCCCCUCCUCCUCCCCCUCCGCUCGAGCGCGGUGUCUGACGGGCGUGGCGGUGCCGGCAUUGAAGCAGCUGCACGCGUUUGGCGACAUCAUCGCUGACAUGCCGCGCGCACCCGAGCACGUCUUCUCGCUGCUCGAGAUGGUUGAAGCGCUGCUCGACCUGCGCCCUGCUGUGUUCUCGUCAAGCCCCCUGCACUGCCCAUUGCGUCUGGCCCCACCUCCUUAUCUCCCCAUUCCCCCUCCCCAACCUGUCUCCCGGCAGGUGGAGAAGCAGUUUCCUGGGGAGGCGGGUGGGGAGGUGCGGCAGCAUCUGGUGGGCAUCUGCGCGGCGCUGUGUCGCACGGUGAGGGGCACCAUCGCUGACUUCCAGCACAUCGUGCUCCACGACCCCACUCCGCCCCCCGCCCCCAACCCCCCCCUCCCCCCCUCCUCCUCCACCUCCUCCACCACCCCCCCCUUCCCCCCUCCUCCUCCUUUGGUUUCAGCCGCUGGCCAGGAGGGGGGCGAGGAGAGGAAGGGGGAGGAGGACGGAGAGGGGGGAUGGGGGAGUCAUGGGGAGGAGGAUUUGGACUCGAGCCACAGAUCGGAUGCCAGCCAUCGAUCUCACCACGGGGGAGGUGGGUCGCACAAUCGGACGGUCAGCGGCAGCUCGUCGAGCGGGAGGGGCAUCCUGGGGGGGCUGCUGCCGAAGAAGGUCAGCAAGGGGCACGAGGAGGGCAAGGGCGAGGCGCGUGGAAGGGGCAAGGCGGAGAGCAAGGAGGGUGGGGGGUCGGCAGGGCAGGAGGUGGUUGUGAGAGGCAGCCCGGACGUGCACCCUCUGACGAGCUACGUGGUGAACUUCAUCCUGCUCUACUUCGACCAGACGCUGUACCUGGGCACACUGCUGCUGGUGUACGACGAGGGGGGCGACCACCACCAGGGCGCCGUGCGCGUGGGUGCUGCCACGCGGCACCUGCUGGCGGCGCUGAAGGCGAAUCUGGAGCGCAAGGGAGACGCGUUUCACGAUGAGGCGAUGCGCGCCGUGUUCCUCAUGAACAACUGCGAGUACAUCCAGCGCAAGGUGGAGGAGCAGCAUGUGAAGAUGAUCCUUGGGCGGGCAUGGGUGGACGAAAAUGCAAAGGACCUUGAGAAGCACCGAGACGUCUACAUUCGAUGUAUUGUGAAUAAGGUGGGCGCCGUGCUGUCGGACCACCGGGGUGACGUGGCGGCGUUCACAAAGCGAGUGCAGGCGCUGCACGGGGUGCUGGAGGGCGUGCAGGCGCAGCAGAGCGGGUGGAGCAUUGGGAAUGGCGACCUGCGCACGUUCGUGCGGGGGGAGGUGGCCUCGCAGGUGCUGCUCCGAUACUCCGACGUCCUCGACCGUCACAGAUCGAUCGUGGAGAGCCGAGCAUGCAAGGUGCGAGUGCUGACACGGCAGGAGAUGCUCGCAUGGCUGACGGAGAUAUUCGACAUGAAGAAGCACGCAUGA
Molecule: messenger RNA, 2193 nt
Organism: Closterium sp. Naga37s-1
Lineage: Eukaryota; Viridiplantae; Streptophyta; Zygnematophyceae; Desmidiales; Closteriaceae
Source: the annotation of a GenBank genome assembly